Rotaria sp. Silwood1 is the source of this 1870-nucleotide messenger RNA. The record is from the annotation of a GenBank genome assembly. NCBI's taxonomy places the organism in Eukaryota, Metazoa, Rotifera, Eurotatoria, Philodinida, Philodinidae.
AUGCAAGACAAUGAAGUCAACAAUAGUGUUGAAGCAAGAGUAAUAUUGAAAGAUUCUUUUGCUUCACCACGUGUCAAGUAUGGCUUGCUCUCUAUUGAUGGUGGUGGCACAAGAGGUAUCAUUCCAGCUGCAAUUAUUGAAUUUUUAGAACAGAAGUCUGGUAAAAACUUAUGGGAAUUAUUUGAUUUAACGGCAGGCUGCAGCACAGGCGGUAUCUUGGCCUUGGCAAGUAUGCUACGAAGAGCAAAAGGCAUGGAAUUAGUUACAUUUUAUAGUUUACUUGCUAAAGAAGUAUUUCCAUUUCAAAAACUGCUUCCAACUACUGAAUAUCCUGUAGAACCACUCGAGAAAAUACUGAGAAAAGAAUUCGGAGAUACGAUGAUGAUUCCACAGUUAAACGACCCAAAGACAUUUGUCGUUACGAAACGUAACACAGAAACGACGCCAUUUCUAUUACGCAACUACAAUAUUUCAUCAUCAAAGCACCAGGGAGAUCUUGGUUGGAAAUGCUCCGAAGCAGCUCGUGCAACAUCAGCAGCACUAACAUAUCUCAAAGCAUUUCGAAAAGACAAUAAUAUUUACACUGACGGCGGUGUUGGUUUCAAUAAUCCUGUAGAAUUAUUAUAUGAUGAGGCAUUCGCACUUCUUUCAUCCGAUUUCAAGGAAACUUCCUUUGCCGUCAAGGAAUGUCCUAUUGCUUAUAUUGUUAGUAUUGGCACAGGAAAAAUGCCAGAUCUGCCUCUAACGAACCCUAACGCUUUUUCUCUUAUUCGCGUUAAAAAUGCCAUUGACAGUGUUCUGGAGCAAGCAUCCGAUUCAGAAAAUCCGCACCAUCGAAUGGAGAACAUCUGUCAAAGACUCAACAUUCCUUAUUAUCGAUUUAAUCCAGAACUUAAAAAGCGAGCAGAGCUGACUGAAACUGCAGCGCUAAAUGAUUGGUAUGAACAAACCAAGCACUAUAUGAACUGUAAUGCAGAACAAGUCAACCAACUAUGUGCGCUCUUUUCGCAAAGAAUAUGUUCCAUGCUCUGUAAGCCGUGUAAGCUUUAGAAAAAAAAGUGAUUGAAUGGUUGAAAUAAAAAAUAAUCCAGAAAUUCUACUUUCGAAUUUGUUCUCGUCACUAUCAUAAUGAAAGAGAAAAUUCUACACAAAUGAGGGUGUGCGCGUGGGUGUGGGUGGGUGUGGGCUGUGGAGUGUGGGUAUGGGUGGGUGUGGAUGUGGGUGUGGGUGUGGAUAUGGGUAUGGGUGUGGGUGUGGGUGUGUGGGUGUGGGUGUUGUCUUAGUCUUCUUUCAUAACCACGCCUGUAACCACAGCCACCCACCCACACCUACACCCCAUUCAAAAAUAAUCGAUUCCAGUCUGAUUUUAAGUCAGGUUUUUGCAUGGGUAAUUGAGUCUCAGAAAAUUUUUAAAAACCCUUGAUUUUAUAAGUAAAUGGUAAUAAAACCCUGGCCAAAAAUAGAAGAUCACGUUUGGAAGAGCGAUGUGAAUUUCCGUAAUAGCAGAAAGCCAUCACUUUUUAUUCCGUGGGAUGGAGCAAGCGUUGGAUUUAUUGGCAUUUUAGGUUAGACGUUGAAUUAGCAAUUAGUAUCGUAUCAUCAAAACAUCAUGUGCCAAAGGUUGACCUGAUGUUACGCUUACCAUUUGUCGUAGUAAGGAGUCCAGAAAAAAAUUCAAAAUUUUCAAGUUUAACUGUCAGAAAAAAGUUUGUCAUCCAUAUCGUGAUUAAAUACGGUUGAAAAUUGAAUAAUCUGAUAAAAGUAAUAAUAUUUUAAUCACUUUUUAAACAAAAAAGUCCAUUGAAAUUAGAGGUUUUUUCGAUUUUUUUUACAAGGGUACUGCUUUUUGGUCCGUGAUGCUUUUUAAUUA